CAUAAGCACAAGGCACUUUUUUUUCAUACCCUGUGAGUCCUUCACUCUCCAACUUUCUGGGAAGGUGCUGAUGUAGGAGGAAGAGGCUGUGGCAAUCCACUCUUGCCAUUGUGGGGGUUAGGGCAACACUAAACUCAGUCCAGUUAUCAGAACAGACAGCCCUAGAGCCAGCAGAGUACAAACCAUUUUACCUGUAAUCAACAUUCUCAAAAGGACUAUUCUCCAUUUUGGUCUGAGUGCUUAUCUUUCCCUGAAAUGAAAGCUGUUAGCGCACUACAUGACAGUACUUCUCAGGAGCAGGUUGAAUUCAUUUACUCUUAGGGGAAACAGAAAUACUGCGUAAGAAAGCUCAUACAAGAGACCAUGGGGGAGCUGGAACUAUUGCAGUAGAGUUUCAGUUUCCUUACUCAGCCAAACAUUAUCAGUCCCACACCUUGUAUGUAGUGGCUUGCCAAAGCAAGAGAAUCCUCAGCUCAUGUAGGAUAAAAUUUAAGGAAGCAUGCAUGUAGUAAAACUUUUCUCUCUAAAUCUGUGGUUCAGACCACUGCUAAAAGACAUAUGACUGCUGUACAAUGCUUUCAGCUGCUCAGCUGUGACUAUGGUGUUCCAGCUAGAAUUAAGCAUUCUUCUGUGCAUUGCUAGUGUGCCUGUAGGACCACACCUACUCCAGAAGCUAGAAAAAUUGUUUUGGGGUACAUGGGAAGAUAAAAGCAGAGAAUACAAGCCAGUGCUUUUUCCCAAAGAUUGUUGCAGCUUUCUUGCUUAUUCAUAUCAGCCUGCUAGUAUAAACUCAAGAGGUACAAAAAUAAGGUACAAGAGGAGGACUUCUUUAGACAUAAAUAAGUGCUAUGGAUUAAUUGCAAACACAGUACAUUGUUGUAUACUGUGCCCAGAAGAGCUUUUGUGAUCAUACUAUAAGAAAAACGGGCAGCUCUUGCCAAGAAAUCAGUUGUAGAGAUGGCUGAAUACAUGCAUGCAGUAUCUUUUAAGUAAAAACAAAACAAUAAAGCAUAUCUUUUUAUCAGGUUUGAUGCUGUUUGCUACAGUUACAGUGGGCAAUAAUGCUCUUUCAAAUUUUCCAGCACAAAGUCCUAAUCCAAGGAUAUUCUAACAAAGCGAGACAAAUGCUCACUCAACACAAGAACAGCCUGGCAUUUCUGCAGUGAAAUAUGAAGCUAAGGCCAAAUACCAAGGUCAAGUUUUACAGGCAAAACUUUCAGAAACUCCGAUGGCUGGCUGUGUGAAUGAAGACAUCACACUUUGGCCUGUGACUGGUAUCACGUGUGGAAAGCAUUUUUCUUCUAGAAAAACAAAGCAAUCUGAACUGCAUAGUUCCGGCAAACUGUUUUCGCACUUGCAUUAAUCUUUUUGUGCUGCAGUUUCCUUACGGAUAUUUCAGGCAAUUUUAAAUGGACACCACCUCUAAGGAGUCUAGCACUGAAGCCACUGUUAUCUUUGGCACUAUGAGGAAGGAAUGUAAGAUUUGUCUACUAGCUUUAAUAAAAUGUGAAGAUAUUCUUGGUUCAGGUUCAAAAAAUGACAUAUCCAUUUGGCAAAUAAGAAACAUUAUCUCAAAGCUACUUUGCCUUCUUGCCCUACACCUCUAUACAGUACGUUCCACAUUCUUUUUCUUGCCCAAAGAAUUUUAAGGACAAGUCUCUCCAGAUGGCUGCCCUCUUCUGGACAGAAUGAGAAAAUGUUUGAUUAUUUCCACAUGGAUAAAGUGCAGUGGGCUGGGUUUCUGUGGAUGACAAUCUAAUUCUUUUUCCUCAUGUUUCUGUGUAAUCACAAAGGUUACACUUUGCUAGAAUGAGAACUAUGAAAUCCAGGUGGCUGCUUCACAGUUCUCCAGUUCUCAAUGUAGUUAGCCAACUGUCUAUUGCUUUUUUUUUUUUUUAUCUUAUGCACUUUUUCACUUUUGCAUUUCUUCUCUAUAUUUAUCAAUGAUAAAUUAAUUUUAAUAAACACACUGUUGUUUCAUUACAAGGGCUUAAUCCUCCUUCACAAAAAUAAUGGAAAACAUUUCCAUAUUUCUUUGCUGCUUAAGGUAAACAUGUUAAACAGAACAUUAUGGCUGGAAGGGGUUUUCUGUCAUCUUCUUCCUCUGCCCUAAGUCAGGAUCAAAUAUUUCUUUGCUACUCUGGAUCGGUGUUUGGCUGACCUCUGUUAAAGGCUGCUGGUAACGAGGACUGCACAAUUUUUGCAGACAACCCAGUCCACUGCUACACCAGUUAACUAUUAGUGUUCCUUUAGGAACGCUAUAGACUGAUGACAGGAGUAAAGGGCUCUAGAGAUCAAUUUCAAAAGAGCCUAUUCAUCAGGGAGCCCAAAGUUUCUUUAAAUCGAGUGCAAGGAUUAAGAUGUAAAGUAGAAAUGCUGAUGACAAAAAAUCCCUGAAAGAGUUUCAGGGAUUGGAAUCAGGAAGUUAGAGGCUUUUCUCUGUAUUAUGUAUGCGUAGUCAUACAACCAGUGCAUGCUUUGAAACUUUCACUGCACAUCUGUGCAUCACUGCAUGGACUAGGCACCAAGCCAACGGCUGAAUUCCUACGAGUCCGUGCAGCUCCCACACGUUUACAGCACUAGGACCCAGAGGGAGCUUCAUUUCUGUGAGUCAGUGCAGCUAGCUGAGUCCUGAGAGCACUGAAUGAGGCUGGAAAGACAGAGGGAAUGUGAAUGGCUCUUCUGGCUUGGGAAAGUGUCCACGGACCGGGGUGCUGCAGACUACAAAACAGCUUGGACAACUCUCCAGAUUCCCUGUUCCUCCGGUGUCGAGUGAUACAGCUCUAAGUGGAACGCAGAGUAAGCAACUCCCAGACUCAGCUACGCUGCCAAACUGGCCCGAUGGCAUGUUGCAGCCAAGCCCAGCUCAGCAUCUGGAUGAAAUAAAGACCUUUCUGGGGAGCAGUUUUUUGUGCAGUAUACUCAGAGGCAGCCUGAACUUGGACAAAUCCCAUCUGCCCUUGUGACAUGUGAUGUCUGAGCUCUUCUGGGAAGGAGCCUGGGCUUUAUCUGCCCAAAAUCAGCAAUGUGGUGCGUCCUGAAAGGGCAGAUGGGAUAGAUGGAGGCUGCUGGAGGCUGCUGAGCCAGCCAGAGUGCUGGGGCAUGUCCACAUGGCAGGUGCAUAGCGUAAUGUCCAUGCUGUACUACACUCUGAUUAUAGCUUUUUUCAUCGGCACACAGGCAGCUCCAAAGUCAGAAGACAAUGCUCCACUGGAGUAUCCUGCAGAACACUCCCUACCCAAAUCCCACCAGAGUAACGGACACCACAUUUCCAAGGCAGCUCCACAGACAACCCACAGCCACUCUACUUGGACGAUAGGUAGAAGAGAAGAUAUAAAUAUUACCAUGGACCCAAAUUUAUUUAAGAAGAAGCGUUUCCGGUCUCCUCGGGUCCUGUUCAGCACACGGCCCCCUCCAGUGUCAGGGCAAGGACAGAAUAUGGGACAGCUCAGCAGUGCAGUCUCUCUUAACAGGACUGCCAGGACCAAGAGGACAGCGCAUCCUGUAUUGCACCGGGGAGAGUUCUCAGUGUGUGACAGUGUCAGCAUGUGGGUUGGGGACAAAACCACAGCCACUGACAUCAAAGGCAAAGAGGUGACAGUGUUGGGAGAGGUCAACAUUAACAACAACAUUUUUAAACAGUACUUUUUUGAGACCAAGUGCAGGGACCCUAAGCCAGUCUCCAGUGGGUGCCGAGGGAUUGAUGCGAAGCACUGGAACUCUUACUGCACCACAACACACACCUUUGUCAAAGCACUGACAAUGGAGGGCAAGCAAGCAGCCUGGCGGUUUAUUCGAAUUGACACAGCCUGCGUGUGUGUGCUUAGCAGGAAGUCAGGGAGACCCUGAGAUGGAGCUAAACCCCACAACAACAUCCUCCUACCCCCCUACCUCAGCUUGUAAAUUAUUUUAAGUUAUAAAAGGACUGCAUGGUGUAUUUAUAGUUUAUACAGUACAGAAAGAACUUCAUUAUUUAUUAAACUCUCUUGGAAACCUUU
Molecule: messenger RNA, 3998 nt
Organism: Cygnus atratus (black swan)
Lineage: Eukaryota; Metazoa; Chordata; Aves; Anseriformes; Anatidae
Gene: NGF
Product: nerve growth factor
Exons: 4
Coding region: 3103-3849 (248 amino acids)
Biological process (GO): positive regulation of peptidyl-serine phosphorylation; memory; negative regulation of neuron apoptotic process
Molecular function (GO): nerve growth factor receptor binding; growth factor activity
Source: RefSeq, a predicted model, not a curated record